Molecule: messenger RNA, 1248 nt
Organism: Emericellopsis cladophorae
Lineage: Eukaryota; Fungi; Ascomycota; Sordariomycetes; Hypocreales; Bionectriaceae
Product: Zinc finger CCCH domain-containing protein-like protein
Exons: 5
Coding region: 1-1248 (415 amino acids)
Cellular component (GO): nucleus
Molecular function (GO): metal ion binding
Source: RefSeq, a predicted model, not a curated record
AUGUCUAAUGAGGACCAGGAUCUCCUAGCUCGGAUCGGGGAACUUGCGGGCCAAAUCAAUCGUCACAAGAACCGUCAAGCAGCGACACAGCACUCGACACCUCACGCGCCGACCCAUCGACACAACACAUACCGGCAAUCAAGCGCACCAUAUCCAUCGAGAGGCCGAGGAGGCUACCGCUCACAGCCACACCGCCACCGCACGCUUACCUUCAACAGGUCAGGCGAUGAUCAGGCUGGUGACAGUUCAGCGUCGAACUCCUCCGGUUGGGUGGCCAGGAAUGAUCGCCAUCGACAGAUUGUCAACCAGAACGUGUUUGAGAAGGAUAAAGAGUCACGCGCCAAGGCUAUCGAGGAGACACGGAGGAAAAAAGUCGACGGCAAACGCAGCGGGGAGAGGGCGCGGUUCAACAACUUCUACAAGCACCAGAAGGCGCUUACCGGGACGAAGAAUGGGCACAACAACCCUACCGCUGCCCCGAACGAGCUUACUGUGGAAGGAAUUCGGUUCCAAGUUCUGGAUGGCGGCAAGAAAUUAGCGCGAGUCCCAGAUACGUCCAACCUCGCGCCAACCCCAAAGAGCACCACCAUCGCAGGGGUCAAGUUUUUCAGGACAAAGACUGGCAAUCUCGUUGCCAACAGGAUCGUCCAGGACCACCGCCGGUCCGGCAAGGUCAAGAAGACUGACACGCCGUGCAGGAUCUUCUCUUCGUCUGGUUCAUGCCCCAAAGGGCCUUUAUGCCGAUAUACACAUGACCCGAACAAGGUUGCACUCUGCAAGGAGUUUCUCCGUGAAGGGCGCUGCGCCAACGGAGACUUGUGUGAUCUAUCACACGAGAUGUCUCCUGAGCGUGUACCGAACUGCGUGCAUUACGCCAAAGGAAAUUGCACCAAGGCUGAGUGUCCCUUUACGCAUUCCCAAGCCACACCAAAUGCCCCUGUUUGCAAUGCUUUUGGUUUCUUCGGCUAUUGCGACAAGGGAGCCGAGUGCACAGAGCGCCACGUCUUUGAGUGUCCCGACUUUAGCAACACAGGUCGUUGUAAACACAAGGGGUGUAAGCUUCCGCACCGGGAGCGAGCCAGCCUUAUGCGAGGGCAACAAAAGCCCGACGACGAAAUGGAUGAUGUAUCCAGCGACGAUGACGACGCCGGCUCGGAUGAUAUUGACUCUGAUGCCGUAGCCGAGUUUAUUGACGCGGACUCUGAUGCCUCGGAGAUUGAAGAUCGACAGGACUUUAUUCGUCUGUGA